Drosophila bipectinata is the source of this 2736-nucleotide messenger RNA. RefSeq names its product decapentaplegic morphogen (gene dpp). Gene Ontology annotation, cellular component: extracellular region. NCBI's taxonomy places the organism in Eukaryota, Metazoa, Arthropoda, Insecta, Diptera, Drosophilidae. The record is from RefSeq and is a predicted model, not a curated record. Gene Ontology annotation, molecular function: growth factor activity; cytokine activity.
AGUUUUUUGCGCUCAACGCUCGUUGUACGGAACCGAAAAAGCGUUCGUCGCCAAAUCUCGAAUCACAUAAAAAACAUAAACAAAUCCCGUGGCUGGAUACUUUUCAUAAAAUAAUAAUAUAUUUUUGUUCUGUUGUAAUCGUUUUGCGGUUUUGGGCUGUAAACCAGCAAAAAGUCAAGCAAAAUACCCGAUAGUAGAUAGUCUGGUAAACAGCUCUUGGAGUUCUCUCGCUUCUCGUCGCGUUUCCGCGAUUGUAGCCCCAGUCGUCGUUUUCGCCUCCGUCUUCGUCACCAGCGUUGUUGAUUCUGAUACCGAUUCCGAUUCUGAUUCCAAUUCCGAUUCCCAUUCCGAAUCCCACUCCGAUUCUAAAUGCGAAUAAAGUAAAGUUGGUGCCCAACUGCCCAUCCAUUGUGAGUGCCAGUGGGUCAGAGUGUGUGUGAGAUGUAUCUGUGUGUGCCAAAUCCGAAAAGCAAAUAGCCAAAAGUCUUGGCUGGUGGCGACAACCAUGUGAAGUGAUUACCAUAAGCACCGAAAUUGAAUCGAAACCUCAAGAAAGUAUACACAACGCAGUAUCUGGUGGAUGUUGGAUAUCUCACUCGGCCAAUCUGCGAUCGCCUAUAUAAUGUAUGCAACGUUCGCGAACUGCCAGAAUUGGUUGUUGUUGCAGUUGCAGCCAAAGGACUUGUGGAUUUUGGACCAUAACUGAGACUUCGGCGUGCAUAGGUGCACCAGAGUUGCAAGCGACCAUGCGCGCAUGGCUUCUACUCCUCGCAGUGCUGGCGACUUUUCAAACGAUCGUUCGAGUUGCUAGCACCGAGGACAUCUCCCUGAGAUUCAUCGCAGCCAUAGCGCCUCCUCCUAAGAUAUUACAGCAGCCGCAGCCGCAGCAGAAGCAGCCAGCUGGACCGCAACAAACAGCAUUAGCAAAAGCAUUUAAUCCAUUCAACGAACCGCUCUACACCAGCAGUGAUAGUGAUAAAAGCCAUCUGAGUAAAAGUCUAAAGAGCAACAAAAACAAGGCUAAGAAACCUAGCAAAAGUGACGCGAACCGACAGUUUAACGAAGUGCAUAAACCAAGAACAGACCAAUUAGAAAAUUCCAAAAAUAAGUCUAAACAAUUAGUUAAUAAACCCAACAAAAUGGCUGUCAAGGAGCAGAUGAAAACUAAACAAGUUAAUCAAAACAAAAAGCAACAGGAGCCACCAGCUCCCAGCACAGAAUCUCAUCAAUCGACGGCUGAGUCUAGCGUCAUGGAGCACCUAGAGCCAGAACCAGAGCCCGUCCUGGUCCUGGACAAGGAGGUGGCCUCCAUCAAGGUGCCGGCCAAUGCCGAGGCCAUCAUCGCCGAGAAGGGGCCGUCCACCUACAGCAAAAAGGAACUGAUCAAGGACAAGCUCAAGCCGGAUCCCUCCACUCUAGUCGAGAUCGAGAACAGCCUGCUCUCGCUUUUCAACAUGAAACGCCCGCCGAAGAUCGAUCGCUCCAAGAUAAUCAUCCCGGAGGCAAUGAAGAAGCUCUACGCCGAGAUCAUGGGCCACGAGCUGGACUCGGUCAACAUCCCCAAGCCAGGACUACUGACUAAGUCGGCAAACACAGUACGAAGUUUUACACACAAAGAUAGUAAAAUCGACGAUCGAUUCCCUCACCACCACCGGUUUCGGCUGCACUUUGACGUCAAAAGCAUUCCCGCCGAAGAAAAGCUGAAGGCCGCGGAGCUUCAGCUGACGCGAGACGCACUCAGCUUCCAGGCGGUGGCCAGGUCGACGUCUGCCAACCGGACACGGUACCAGGUGCUCGUUUACGACAUCACCCGGGUGGGGUUGCGGGGUCAGCGGGAGCCGAGCUACUUGCUUUUAGACACCAAGACGGUGCGCCUGAACAGCACGGACACGGUCAGUCUGGACGUCCAGCCGGCCGUGGACCGGUGGUUGGCGGAGCCGCAGCGGAACUUCGGACUGCUGGUGGAAGUGCGGACCGUCCGCUCGCUGAAGCCGGCGCCGCACCCCCAUGUGCGUCUGCGUCGCAGCGCGGACGAGGCGCACGAGCAGUGGCAGCACAAGCAGCCACUAUUGUUCACCUACACGGACGAUGGGCGGCACAAGGCGCGCUCCAUCCGUGACGUGUCUGGGUCGGAGGGCGGUGGCAAUGGGGGCGGAGGUGGCAAGGGCGGAAACCGGAACCGUCGGCACCAUCGACGCCGCAAGAACCACGACGACACCUGCCGGCGCCACUCGCUCUACGUGGACUUCUCCGACGUCGGUUGGGACGACUGGAUUGUGGCGCCACCAGGCUACGACGCGUACUACUGCCACGGCAAGUGCCCCUUCCCGCUGGCCGACCACUUCAACUCGACGAACCACGCGGUGGUGCAGAUGCUGGUCAACGACCUAAACCCCGGGAAGGUGCCGAAGGCGUGUUGCGUUCCCACCCAGCUGGAGAGCGUGGCCAUGCUGUACCUCAAUGACCAAAGUACGGUGGUGCUGAAGAACUACCAGGAGAUGACCGUGGUGGGGUGCGGCUGUCGAUAGAUUCGAGUGGCCAGCGACCGGCAGCAGGAACCGGAGCCGGUUCCCAGAUUGAAGAGAUAGCGAGAGCGAGAGAGCAUCAAAUGCUGUUUGGUUCCAAGCCGUCAAUGCUUUAAACACAACGCAAACAAAAUGGACUGAAUAUUUGAAUUUUAAGUGUAAAUCGUUAGACUUUAAUCGUAACGUACGAGUAUAUAUCAGGCUGCAGCCA